Mytilus trossulus (common blue mussel) is the source of this 728-nucleotide messenger RNA. RefSeq lists its product as uncharacterized. Bases 1 to 633 code for a protein of 210 amino acids. Lineage: Eukaryota; Metazoa; Mollusca; Bivalvia; Mytilida; Mytilidae. The transcript has 8 exons. The record is from RefSeq and is a predicted model, not a curated record.
AUGGCUAUGAUAUUCACAGGAAUUUUAUUUCAGAACUGUGCUGCAUGUGUGUCUUCCAAAAAUAAUACAACAAUUUACGCUUGUGUUGGAGAAAACGUUACAUUAUCAUGUCCACCAGCUGGUGUGAAUAAAACUGUUAGUUGGUUCAGGAAAAAUGUGUCCAAGAAUCCUAUAACAACGUUGUAUGGAGGAACUAAAGGAAAAGGCGCCAAUUUGCAACCAAAUACUGAGGUCAAUGUUAAUAUUGAAAAAGGAGAAUUUAAUUUGACGAUAAUGAAUUUAACUAAAGCUGAUAAUGGAACCUAUCAAUGCUUGCAUGACAUGAAUUUUACUUCGUGGCUGUUUCAUCUUACGAUAGAAGAUUAUGAAUACAACAACUCUGGCAGUCAAAGCGAAGGAAACAAUAUUUCUUGUACAAGUAAUGUUUCUGAAUACAAAACAGGUGAAGGUGUAUUUAUAAUUGAUACGAAUAUACAGGAAAAUGAUGAUGAAGUGCUGAACUUGAUGUGGUGGUAUGUAAUGUGCUGUGGAUUAAUAGCAGCUGCAAUAGCAAUAUUAUCUUACAACAAUCCGACAUUUCAUAAAGGGCUGAGCGGGGGCAGUACAUCAAGAAAGGAAGUCAUAGUGGUUUAAGUUGAAAAUCUGCCUUAAAGACUAUUCAACAAUAUUUUUUGAAUGUUAAAACAGAAACCAGAAAAUAGAACUAAAGGAUGAACAUAAACCGUAUC